Molecule: messenger RNA, 1098 nt
Organism: Bacidia gigantensis
Lineage: Eukaryota; Fungi; Ascomycota; Lecanoromycetes; Lecanorales; Ramalinaceae
Exons: 2
Coding region: 1-1098 (365 amino acids)
Biological process (GO): actin filament bundle assembly; actin cortical patch localization
Cellular component (GO): actin cortical patch
Molecular function (GO): phosphatidylinositol binding; actin filament binding
Source: RefSeq, a predicted model, not a curated record
AUGCCCUUCGGCAUCAACAACCCGUUUCCCACCUCUCUCCACAGCGAGUGCAAGAAGGCUGGCAAGCUCACGCGCGUGCAACAGGGUCUCGCAAUUAUCACAGUCCUCAAAGCCGGCUUCCUUGGCUCAGGUCGUUUUGGUUCCGGCCUCGUCGUUGCGCGCUUGUCCGAUGGCUCAUGGUCGGCUCCAUCGGCGAUAAUGACUGGCGGCGCCGGUUUCGGCGGACAGAUCGGCUUCGAAUUGACUGACUUUGUGUUCAUCCUGAACGAUAUGGCCGCAGUGCGAACAUUCUCCCAGAAAGGCUCUCUCACUCUAGGCGGUAACGUGUCGAUAGCGGCAGGGCCGGUGGGACGAAACGCGGAAGCUGCAGGUGCAGCAAGUCUAAAGGGUGUCGCGGCCGUCUUUUCUUACAGCAAGACAAAAGGGCUUUUCGCCGGGGUGAGCUUGGAAGGAAGUGGUAUCUUCGAGCGCCGAGACGCAAACGAGAAGCUAUACAACAGCAGAAUCACAGCCCGCCAACUCCUUGAAGGCGGUGUUCGUCCUCCACCCGCAGCUGAUCCAUUGAUGCGGGUCCUUAAUUCAAGAGUCUUCGCAGGCGUAGCUUCCUCGAGUAAUGAGAUAUACAAUGAUGUUCCGAUAUAUGAUUCGUCUCACGACGAUGUUGUGUGGGAAGGACGAAAGGGUAACGGCUACAAUGAGGGCAUUCGAACAGAUCGUACCGGCUCGUCUACUGGGGGCGGUGCAGGUGACUACGAAUAUCACGAUGCACCGCGCCGUGCGAACACAUGGGCAGACGAUGUCUAUGAUAGACAGCCUGCAGCACUAGACUCGAGAUCGAGAACGAAUACAGUCAGCAGCUUCAAUAGCUCUCCGAAGCCCAAUAGACCGACAGCGCCAAAACCGAAUUUCAAACCGAAGCCAGCAGCAGGGUCGAUAGGAAAAGAUCAAGCCGUUGCAUUGUAUACCUUUGACGCUGACCAACCUGGCGAUCUCGGUUUCAAAAAGGGGGAAAUCAUCACUAUUACCAAAAGGACUGAGAAUGCAAGCGAUUGGUGGACAGGCAAAGUUGGGGAGCGAUCUGGCGUAUUCCCUAGGUAA